UUAUCAGCAAUAAUAGAUACGUCGUUGAAACGAGCUGCUUUUCCUUUAUUAUUAUCCGUACACCGAACUCUGUACCGGUACGCUCAACCCUUCUUCCAUUUACCCCAACUGUUCCACGUACACGUAGACGUACCCACCUACCCAAACAAGAGACAACCCCGUGAGAGCGGGAUUGUCGAGAGAAAAAAGGGACAAAAGCAAAGCAAAAAAAGAAAGGGCGAAACUCUCCCUUCUCUCUUUCGAAAGUGUCUCAAAACGGGACAGGAAAAGAAGGAGGAAAGACAAACGAGAGGGAAAGGGAGAGAUAAUCUUCUUGCUUGUAGGUCGAGUCGAACAGGCAAGAGAACGAAGAACUGGGUCCCUCGACCUUCUGAAAUCGCUGGCUGUGGCCGGGCUUGGCUCCUGUUCCCCGACCCGAUGGGUGGUAGUCAGCUGAAAGCUCGCCUGGUCGCCAAGUUCUCUAGGAGGAACUCAACAGCCAGCUCCAUCACUUCUGCCCAGAGCGACAUCCGCCGCCAUUCUCAGCCUGACGCAGACGAGACCAGGAGCGUUUCUUCUGAGGCUGGUGAUGCGAAACCCACUGACACCCCAAAUACACGUCAGCCAUCACAACAUCAACUAGAAGAACAUCAACAAAAUAUUGAAGACCAUUACCACUACCACUCGGAGGAGCAGCAUCUUACAAAUAUUGAUAUUCGCGCAAGCACGACAAGAGACAGCACUAGCAGCGGCAGCACCUCGACUACGACUACGAAAGCCAGUAACGAUGGCUCCUCCCCGCUGGUAGGGCCAAGCCGAGACACGAACGGCGAGCUUUGGCAGCGACCCACGUCAACGGCUAGUGGUGUUCCUGGAAAAGAUCUGCGCCCCUCCGCUACAGUUACCGCUACCGCUACCGCUACCGCUACUCCCACCGCGAACGCUCCCUUUCCUCUGCCAAGCAUCGACGAAUUCCAUUCUCUGCCAUCCGCUAGCAUCGAAGAACCCCCAUUUCCUUCCGCCGACGUCCCUCUGACACCCCCUACCUCAUCAUCCUCCGCCGCCUUCUCCAGGCCACCCGCUCCGCCACGCCGACAGAGCCUCUUGCCGCACCGACAAACUACCCUCAUCAAGACUCUGCUCGACGCUUCUCCCCCAGAGGCCCACGAGGCCGACGUUGCCAGCCCCUCGACCUUACGGGCAAUAAACCCCAACAUGGUAUCGCGGAAGGUCUGGGUCAAGCGGCCGGGCGCCUCGGCUACCCUCAUCACCGUCAACGAGGACGACCUCGUCGACGAUGUUCGCGAUAUGAUUCUGAAAAAAUACCCCAAUUCGCUUGGCAGAUAUCUGGAUGCUCCGGAUUUGACACUUCGCAUCUGCCCACGAGAGCACCGGCAAGAGAGGACCCUAGGGCCCGAAGAGCCCAUGGGCCGCACCCUUGACGCCUACUUCCCCGGCGGCCAAACUGUCGACGAGGCCUUGGUCAUCGACGUACCUACUCGCCGCACCCCCCGGCCAUCACCACGAUCCGAUCCACCCCACGCCGCGGCCGUCUAUUUCGCGACCGAGGACGGAAGGCCACCAGAAGGCGCGGAAGGCUACUUCCCCCCGUUCGGCUCCAUGCCGUCUCCCAACCUUGCUGUCCCCGUUGUCGCGCCGGUCAAUUCCCAUUCUCAACCACCGGCACACGUACCUCACUCCAUGGUUGUUUUGGGCACCGGCCAGAUCCCUCCCGUUCCCUCUCCCGGCGGCGGCACCUGGUCUCGCACCUACAGGGACCGUCCCGAACGACCGCGUCCCGGCAAGACGCACACCGCAUCCCCGACCACCAACGUCAACGGACCGGUACAACCCAUCGCGGCUGCUGCCGGGCACACUCCACAUGCCUCUUUUCAUCCGAGGGCUCCCCCCUCCCGGGCACACUCUACUGCAUCCGGGGAGACGACAAUGCAACCCGCCGCCCCCGCCAUUCCCACGCCACCCGCGCCCGAGACCCAGCAAAUUCAACGAGCCGCCACACCUCCGCCGAGACUCUCGUCGCCCCGCCCGGCCAGCGCGCGGCCCAAGAAGGUCAAGAAAAUGGACCACCCCGUGCUCCCGCCCGGCAUGCUGAACGGCGGCGUCCCUCCCAUCAACGUCUUGAUCGUGGAAGACAACCCCAUCAACCUGAAACUUCUGGAAGCCUUCGUCAAGCGGUUAAAGGUUCGCUGGAAGACCGCCAUCGAUGGCCGGGAUGCGGUGAACAAGUGGAAGAACGGAGGCUUCCAUCUCGUCUUGAUGGACAUCCAGCUGCCUGUCAUGAAUGGACUCGACGCGACCAGGGAAAUCCGCCGACUGGAGCGCGUCAAUUCCAUUGGCGUCUUCUCGUCGGCGUCGAGUGAAGUCGAAACCGUCAAGGGCGAGCUCGAGGAGAAGGACCGCUUGGAGAACGUGGAAAUGUUCAAGAGCCCGGUCAUCAUUGUCGCCCUCACGGCCAGUUCUCUCCAGAGCGACAGGCACGAGGCCCUGGCUGCCGGUUGUAAUGAUUUCUUGACCAAGCCCGUAAACUUUGUCUGGCUCGAGAGGAAAGUCAUGGAGUGGGGUUGUAUGCAGGCCCUCAUCGACUUUGACGGAUGGAGGAAGUGGAAGGAUUUCUCGCAGGAGGGAGAUGACACCGAAGUGAAGAAGACGUCGGCCGCGAAAGCCAAAGCGAAGAAGAAUCGAUUAUCCAUGGCAACAGCACAUGCAUGAUGGAACAGUUCGGGAAUUGGGCAAUUCAGAUGUCCACGGAAAAUCUUCUUUUACGCAAAGACUUCCCGGUUUAUCUCGUCGCCGACGACGGAAACUCCUGUGGACUUGUCGAUUCCCACUAAAGACAUCCUUCGGGGAAAGAAAAACACGAGUUAGCUUUGCUUUCGGGGGGAUUUUUUUUUGUACGAAUCAUUAGGGGAUCUACGAGUCGAUUUCUCUGAGCAGGUAAUGUAUGGCAAACGAACAGCGGCAGUAUCAUGGAAUUGUUUGCUCUGCGAGGAUUACGAGAAUCUUAAUCAACCUAUUUACGUUGAGGAGGGAACCAAGAGGAAACAUAGUGUCCUUUCGAUAGUUGAUCUAAGCCGCCGGUGGUAAUCGUGGAAUAAUAAAAGUCACAACAACCAUCAUAUUCUAUACCGGC
This is a messenger RNA of Sodiomyces alkalinus F11, 3130 nucleotides long. RefSeq lists its product as hypothetical. The coding region runs from base 418 to 2709 and encodes 763 amino acids. Gene Ontology annotation, biological process: osmosensory signaling via phosphorelay pathway. Gene Ontology annotation, cellular component: Mcs4 RR-MAPKKK complex. The transcript has 2 exons. Lineage: Eukaryota; Fungi; Ascomycota; Sordariomycetes; Glomerellales; Plectosphaerellaceae. Gene Ontology annotation, molecular function: phosphorelay response regulator activity; protein kinase activator activity. The record is from RefSeq and is a predicted model, not a curated record.